UUUCACUCCGAAGUUUACUCACAUUUAUAGAAAACAGAAAACCCUAUAAAAACCCCAACCUUUCAGCUCACAUUGUCCAAACGAAACCAUUUUGUAAAUUGAAAUUUGUCCUCAUUUUGAUGGAGUCCAAUUCCCCUCUAAUACUCCUCACAUUCUUUCUCCUCUUGUUAAUGUCUGCCUCCUCCCGCAACCACCAUUCACCCAUUUCCCCGAAAGCUCCUCCGUUUGAAAUUCAAGAAGCUUGCAAGGCCUCACGUGAUCCAUCAUCAUGUGAGGCUAUAUUAGUACAACACUUGCCAUCCAAACUAACGAUACCCCAAAUCAUCCAAUCAGCUUUAGGGGUCUCUUUUGAGAAACUUAAGGAAGCUCAGUCAAUGGUGAAGAAUAUCAUGGACGCUUCCACAGGGAAUCUAAACCGUACUAAUGCAGCAAAAGACUGUAUUGAGGUGCUCGGGUAUUCAGAAUACAGGCUGAAUCUCACGGCUCAGGCCUUGCCACGUGGCGGCAAGAUCAUAAAAGAUGCUCGUGCCUGGAUGAGUGCUGCCAUGGUGUACCAAUAUGAUUGCUGGUCCGCUUUGAAGUAUGUAAACGGGACGUCUCAGGUAAAUGAAACGAUGGCGUUUCUCAACUCUUUGAUCGGGUAUAGCAGCAAUGCACUAGGGAUGAUGGUGAAUUACGACUAUUUCGGGAACAAAACCGGGUCCUGGACCCGACCCAAGACAGAACGGGAUGGGUUCUGGGAAGGUGCUGGUGGAUCAACUGUGCCGGACUUCAAGGGCGGGGUACAGACAUGGCUGAAACCAAAUGUGACAGUGUGCAAGGCUGGUGGAAGUUGUGAUUAUGAGACGGUGCAGAGGGCAGUGAAUGCGGCCCCGGAAAAUGAGGUAAGGGGGCGGUUCGUGAUAUGGAUCAAAGCCGGGUUGUAUGACGAGAUAGUUCGGGUCCCGUUGGAGAAGAGGAAUUUGGUGUUUUUGGGUGAUGGCAUUGGGAAAACUGUCAUUACCGGGUCUAGGAAUGUUGGCCAGUUGGGUGUUUCUACUUAUGAAUCUGCAACUGUUGGAGUUUUUGGUGAUGGAUUCAUGGCCAGUGGCAUCACAAUCCAAAAUACAGCAGGUCCAGAUAGUCACCAAGCUAUAGCAUUCCAAUCCGAUAGUGACCUUUCGGUCAUUGAGAAUUGCGAAUUUCUUGGCAACCAAGACACCCUUUACGCCCAUUCUAUGCGCCAAUACUACAAGUCAUGCCGCAUACAAGGCAAUGUCGACUUCAUUUUUGGGAACUCCGCUACCUUCUUCCAUGAUUGUGAUAUCCUUGUUGCUCCUCGCCAACUAAAUCCCGAGAAGGGAGAGAACAAUGCUGUUACAGCUCAUGGAAGAAUAGAUCCCGCGCAAUCAACUGGAUUCGUCUUCCAAAACUGUUUAAUAAAUGGAACUGCAGAUUACAUGACCUUGUACUAUAGCAAGCCUAAGGUACAUAAAAAUUACUUCGGAAGGCCAUGGAAGGAGUAUUCCAGGACAGUCUUUAUACAGUGUACAUUGGAAGCUCUUGUUAGUGCCGAUGGAUGGAUGCCCUGGAGCGGCGAUUUUGCUUUGAGUACUCUUUACUAUGGAGAAUUUGGAAGUACGGGUCCCGGAGCUAAUGCAACAGGACGGGUGCCAUGGAGUAGCCAAAUACCGGAUGAACAUGUUGGCUCAUACUCGGUACAAAAUUUCAUUCAGGGUGAUCAGUGGAUUCCUACAUCUUCUUGAUUAAUGGUGUAAUCUAAAGUAGUUAGCUAGCUAAAAGUCAAGUUCAAGAUCGUCUUAUGAAUUACAAAUAUAUUAACCUCUUGUAUAAUUGCGGGAAGACUUCGGAAGUUUUUAAUAUAAUAUCUUUCCUAAAGCUUCAAUUCAA
Messenger RNA from Lycium ferocissimum, 1890 nucleotides. RefSeq names its product probable pectinesterase/pectinesterase inhibitor 51. NCBI's taxonomy places the organism in Eukaryota, Viridiplantae, Streptophyta, Magnoliopsida, Solanales, Solanaceae. Gene Ontology annotation, molecular function: pectinesterase inhibitor activity; pectinesterase activity. The record is from RefSeq and is a predicted model, not a curated record. Gene Ontology annotation, biological process: cell wall modification. The coding region runs from base 120 to 1745 and encodes 541 amino acids. The transcript is spliced from 3 exons.